AUGUCAGGAGCCAGAGAACCGACUACGAAGACACCAGGUGGUGUCGCGCGACCUACCCCUGGGCGUGGCUCGCCAGCGCGUGUGCCCACACCGGUCACCACGUCCGCAGUCGUUAAAGACUCGUCCGCGCAGGAGACGCGUGACGACAAGACCCUCGCAGCACUCUCGAGUGUGACGGAACGCCUCGCGACGCUGGAAUCGUCGUCGCGGGUGCGCGACGAAGACGAGCGCAUGCUGGGCGCUGUCGAAAGUGGCAUGUUUGCAUCGAAGCUCGGCGCGAACAUGCGCGGGCGUCCGAUGACGAUCGACGCACUCGGGUCGCCGGAGAGGAAGCCAACAGCGCCGCCAGCGUAUCAGCGCGCGGAUGAACCCGGUGUGUCUCGCUUCGCGACGCUCGAGCCACCUGGUGCGCGCUUGCCGCAGCAGCAGCCCGCGCCGCCGCAAGCAGACGUGCGUCCGGGACUGAACGGCUACGGGAUGCCGUCUGCAAGUCAGCGGAAGCUGCACAUCCGAAAGUUUGACGGGACAGAGUUGUACCGCGGGAUCGUUAGCGGCUUCUUCGACUGGGCCCGUACGUUCAUGCGUGCCGUGAGCCUCGGAGAAGCGUCGUGCGGUUUCGCGUGGACCGAGGACGUCAAGAUGGACCUCCUCGGCCACUUCCUGGCGGGCACUGCGGAGCGGUACUACCACAAGCAGACCACGAUUACUGCAAGUCAGGCCAUGAAGAUCUUCAUGGCAAAGAAAGAGACGCGACGGACCUGGGCCGAGCACUUUCUCUACAUGGUUGCAGUAAGCGAGACGCGCGGCGGCGCCGAUUCACUCGUGCUCGACAACAUCGUGCAUCACGCGUCGCCCGAAUUAAUGAACGUCAUGCGCGCGAAGUACGACCCGACGCGGGUCGAUUACCUGCGUCAUGCAGAAGAGCUGGCGCACUUUGCUCAGUCGAUCGAACACGGCACUGGCGCGGUCGGCCGCGACGUGGUCGCAGCACAUGUCGAGACGACACCCAAGGGGCCGCGCGUAUGUUACCGGUGCGGCAGACCUGGGCACAUUGCGUCCGACUGCAGCGCGCGUGUGGUGCAUGACGAAGAAGCGCGUGCGCAAAGUGGGGGCAGCAUGAUCCUAGCGCUGACCGAAAAGUCGCCGGGCGCGGUCUGGAGACGACGCCACAAGAAGAAGAGGAGCUCGCGCGGCAAGGAAACUGCAGUAGGCGACGCGAGAGGCAAAGCUCAAGCCACGAACGGCUCGAUCGGCCUAGUACUUGCAACGAACGACGCUAUCAAGAUCAUGCGAGGCGACUGGAUCCUCGACAGCGGCGCAAGCCGACAUCUAGUGAACGACGAGUCGCUUCUGCUUGACUCAUCCUCUUGCAGUCACGAGAUCGCCAUGGCGGAUGGCGAAUCGUUGCGACUGACGCGUGCUGGCAGCGUGCGCCUCGAGGUCCUCGUGCGUGGUGUAAAGACGAUCGUGACGCUCACGGACGUGUAUCUGGCACCGCUACUGGCGAAGAAUAUCGUGUCGUACGGGAAGCUCGAGAGCAAAGGCUACGGACUCGUUUACGACGGCGACAAGCGGGCUCUAGCUCGACGCAGCGACGGCUUAGUCGCGUUCGACGUCGAGACCGACAGCAACGUGCUAUAUGGGGAGACAGCGACGAGUCGGAGGCACGGCGCCGGCGAUGCAAUCUUGGCCGCGCUCGAAGCACAUUCGGCAGAAGCAAGCGCAGACGAUGCACACGUGGCCUCGCUUCUGCACUGGCACCAGCGGCUCGGGCACCUCGCGUUCGACACGAUCGUUCGAAUGGCGCGCGAUCCGGCCUCGGGCAUCAAGCUCAGCAGCGACAAGCGCAUGGCGUGCGUGUCGUGCAUGGAAGGGAAGCAGACGCGCAAUGCGCAGUCGCAGGAGGACAGUGGCACCAACUCGCCUAUCGAUCGCAUCGGUGGCGUCAUCUGCUCGGACCUUAAGGGCCCGAUGACGCCGCGGGACAGACUACAGAACCGGUACUUGGUCAAUUUCAUCGACCACAAGUCGAACUACUGCCGCUUGUUUCUCGCGCGCACCAAGGACGCGGCGGCAAAGCAUUUUGAGGCGUUCCCCAUUCACUUCGAGCGGCGUUUCGGGUUCAAGAUCCACGUCUUGAAAACAGACGGCGGCGGCGUGUACGCCAACAUUGACCUGUUUUGCAAACGGACGGGUGUCGCGCGCCAGGUGUCGGAGGCGCGAAACCAAGCGUCAAACGGAAAGGCGGAGAGGAUGCAUCAGACGCUGUUAAAUCUUGCGCGCAGCAUGAUGUUCGCGAGCGCGCUGCCAUUACAGUACUGGGGCGACGCCGUCCAGUACGCAGUGUACAUCCUGAACAGGAGACCGACGCGCGCAAACGAGAAGCGGGCGUCGCCACUCGAGAUGCUGACGGACAAGGUGCCGGAUCUGCGCGGCAUCGUCGUCUUCGGCUCACCGUGCAGUGUCUACCGCGAUCAGCGCAAGAACUCGCUGCUGAAGCGAUCACAGCACGGGAUCAUCGUCGGUGUGAGCGAGGAGACAAAGGGGUACAAGGUGCUGCUGACGCGCGAGAACAAGGUGGUCGUCACGCAGCACGUCAAGGACAUCGCGACGCUGUCGGAGGCGCAGAACGCGCUGCUCCAGCGCGCGAUGGACGCCGGCGACCGAGCUGGUGACACGGAGGAGGCCGAGACGACAGUGGCAGCCAUCACGAGUGGUGGCAGCACAGGCGGGCGCGCUACGGCUCGCAAGAAGGGCGGAAUAGCGUGGACGAGAUCGGCGCACGGAACACGCGGCGCGUCGAAACGUGCAGAAGCAGCAGCUCGACAGGAGGAGUUAGCUGAGAGCGGAGAAGUGGUGAACACGGCUUUCGAGCGCGAUGCGAUAAUCUACAGCGAGGCGAUCCGCGGUGGCAAGCGUGACGGCUGUAUGAAGGCCAUGAGAGAAGAAAUAGCAGCUCUUCAGAGCAACGACGUGUGGACGAUCGUGAAGCGCGCGCCAGAAACGCACGCGCUACACACGAAGUGGGUCUACAAGACCAAGACGGACGCGCAGGGCAACCUCGAGCGACUGAAGGCGCGUCUGGUCGCGUGCGGCAACGAGCAGGUGCUCGGCGUCGAUUAUACGCUCACCUUUGCCGCAGUGAUGGAUCUCUCGACGGUCAAGGUGAUCCUGGCACUCGCGGCCACGUGGGGGGUGCCUGCCAAGCACGGCGACACUUCAAACGCGUACGUUUCGGAGAAGACGCUUCGUACGCACGGCGCCACGAGUGCGAGCGAGCUCGUGCUCGAGCUCCGCAAGAGCCUGUACGGCCAUAAGCAGGCAGGCAGGCUGUGGAGCCUGCUGCUACACGCCAAGCUGGUCGAUGCCGGUUUUGUGCGCUGCGAGAGCAACAUGUGUUUCUACUGGAAGCGGGAACGUGCGGAUCUAGUCGUCGUCGGCAUGUAUGUCGACGAUCUCCUUGCGACAGGCACUAGCGCGGCGGCGGUGGAGAGUCUCUUCGAAAGCCUCGCGUCGCUUUCGAUAAAGGACUUGGGCUAA
Molecule: messenger RNA, 3540 nt
Organism: Peronospora matthiolae
Lineage: Eukaryota; Oomycota; Peronosporomycetes; Peronosporales; Peronosporaceae
Source: the annotation of a GenBank genome assembly